This is a messenger RNA of Microplitis mediator, 741 nucleotides long. Its product is annotated as histidine-rich glycoprotein-like. The coding region runs from base 1 to 741 and encodes 246 amino acids. The transcript has 4 exons. Lineage: Eukaryota; Metazoa; Arthropoda; Insecta; Hymenoptera; Braconidae. The record is from RefSeq and is a predicted model, not a curated record.
AUGACCAUCCUGACCAUGAUCAUAAGAGUUUAUCAUGACACUGAUAAUGGUGAUUAUCAUGACCAUGAUCAUAGUGACUGUCAUGAUUAUCAUGACUACAAACAUAGUGACCAUCAUAACCAUGAUCAUAGUGACCAUCAAGAUCAUGACUACACUCAUGGUGAUCAUCAUGACCCUUAUGAUCGUGACCAUCAUGACCAUGAUCAGGGUGUUUAUCGUGACCACGGUCAUGACCACAAUAAUGGUGACCAUCAUGACCACAAUCAUGGUGACUAUAAUGACCACCACGACUAUGAUCAUGUUGACCAGCAUGACCAUUAUGACCAUGACAAUAAUGACCAUCACGACUAUGAUUAUGCCGACCAUGAUUAUGCCGACCAUAAUAACAAUCAUGACCAUGAUCAUGGUGACUAUCGUGAACAUCAUGGCCAUGAUCUUGGUGACCAUCAUGACCACCAUCAGGACUCCGAUCAUGGUGAUCAUCAUGGUGACCCAUAUGAUCGUGACCAUCAUGACCAUGAUCAGUGUGUUUAUCAUAGCCUCGGUCAUGACCACAAUAAUGGUGACUAUCUUGACCACAAUCAUAGUGACCAUCAUAACCACAAUCAUGGUGACUAUCAUGACCACCACGACUAUGAUGAUGUUGACCAGCAUGACCAUUAUGACCAUGACGAUAAUGAUUAUCACGACCAUGAUUAUGCCGACCAUAAUAACGAUCAUGACCAUGAUCAUGGAACAUAA